Rhagoletis pomonella (apple maggot) is the source of this 2348-nucleotide messenger RNA. RefSeq names its product protein bride of sevenless-like. The record is from RefSeq and is a predicted model, not a curated record. The transcript is spliced from 3 exons. Gene Ontology annotation, biological process: G protein-coupled receptor signaling pathway; visual perception. Gene Ontology annotation, molecular function: sevenless binding; adenylate cyclase inhibiting G protein-coupled glutamate receptor activity. Gene Ontology annotation, cellular component: membrane. Lineage: Eukaryota; Metazoa; Arthropoda; Insecta; Diptera; Tephritidae. The coding region runs from base 43 to 2163 and encodes 706 amino acids.
GCUAUCCUCAUAGAAGAUGAAACAAUUGCCGAAAACUUACUCAUGCAGGAGGUGCAGUAUCUGCAGCAGUGCAUAACUCACGCCAUUGGAAUAUUUGUCGACCAUGAUGUAUACAAGAGUUCAGAACAGAUCAUCAAAGAUCUGGAGUACAAUAUUUGGCCCAUACUCUCGCCACACGUAUAUCUCUUUCCAAAAGUGGCGCACUUAUUACAUCAAAUGCCUUGGGGAGAAAGUAUAGCUUCUGUGGAAAUUCUCACUGAAAAUCUGGCAACUUAUAAUGAGUUUAUGGAGGCAAUACGGCAUGAACAAAUGUGCUUAAUGCAUUUCAAGAGCGACAAAAAUGUCUACAUCCUUUUCGGUAAUAAGAUGGCUCACCAUUUUGAAGAAAAUGGCACAAUUUUCGCAGUUCCCACCGAUCGCGCAUAUCGUACGUUUAUAUCAGAUCUACCAGAUAAAUCAUAUAUACUUAUGGAACGCGAAAUAGAUGCGGAUGCGAUUGACGGGAAUUCUACCUUAUCUACAUUAGACGAAACAUUUAAGGGCAAAUCAGUUCAACCAUCUCGAGUUUUCGCUUUUGCUCGUCCAAUGCUGGAGCUGGUGCGUUGGCUUAAGGGCUCGUUGAUGCGCAACUGUAAGCGGGAGCAAAACAUUUUCAUAUUCGAGUCAUGCUUCAAUUUUCUCACGUUCAUCGCCGACUGGCAAACGCCUGAGUAUCGUCAGUACUACGAACCUGCAAAAAUUCUAGAACUAUUACACAUGCAUCGAUUUGCUUCCCUAAUGAACUUCCAAAUGUAUCAGAAAGUCAGCGAAAAUGGUCACGGAACUGCAACCAUUUCGUCUGGCGAGGAUCACAUAGAACUGCGGGAGAUUGCGUCCCAAAACUUUGUUACCAACAUAACUACUUUCUAUCACUACAACAGAGCGAACAGCACAAGUCUAGAGCUGAAACCGAAGUUCGGACAGGUCUUCAAUUGCCAGUACAGUGCGGGGGAGAAUGCAAGGUAUCCGUUUUUAUUCGAUGGAGAAUCUGUGAUGUUCUGGCGUAUUAAGCCCGAUGCUUGGGUAGCCACCGGGAUGACGGCCGCUAUUCUCGGCUUAAUAAUAACCUUGGCCAUAUUGGUGUUCAUAGUAGUGCGCAUAUCCUUGGGCGACGUGUUCGAAGGCAACCCGGUCACCUCGAUUCUCUUAUUGCUCUCUUUGAUUUUACUAUUCACAUCGUUUGUGCCAUUCUCUUUGGAGUACAUUGGCGAACACCGUAACUCGCACGUGACUUUCGAAGAUGCCGCCACACUGAACACCCUUUGCGCCGUGCGCGUUUUCAUUAUGACCCUCGUCUACUGCUUUACAUUUUCGUUGCUGCUUUGCCGUGCCGUAAUGCUAGCAUCGAUCGGCUCAGAGGGCGGAUUUUUGUCCCAUGUCAACGGCUACAUUCAGGCAGUCAUUUGCAUUCUCAGUAUCUUCGUGCAGUUGGGUAUGUCCAUACAGCUGCUUGUGAUUAUGCAUGUCGCCACUGAGAGUAUAUCAUGCGAGAAUAUGUACUAUGGACACUGGCUGUGGGUUUUGGUCGCUUACGAUUUCAUCUUGCUGGUGGGAGUUGUCGCCCUGGUACCGUUCAUAUAUCGCUCACAACGGAAUUAUCGGGAAGGAAUCCUCAUUGUUAUUGGUGCAGUGCUGACUUUUCUCAUUUGGAUUGUUUGGAUUGGAAUGUCAUUUUUCGGAGAUGAGAUACGUGAUGCAGCUAUUCCUUUGGGUCUUCAGGCCACCGGUUGGGCCAUAUUGGUGGGAGUGCUUAUUCCGCGUACGUUUCUUAUCGUGCGCGGUAUUGAGCGUUCGGACAUUGCUCAGGCGUUGCCGUCGCUUACUUCGCUUGCCUUCGCGCAGAAUAAUCAGUACUCUUCCGAACAGAGCGUUUAUGAGUGUGUUAAUCCAGCUAUGCGUAGUUGCUCGCAAGCAGAAAUGGCCCAGUCUCCAAGUGAAAUUCCUACACUUCCACUGCGCGGUGGUGGUCCACGACGUCAACAAUUUUUUGCCAACCUGCGUCAGGCCAAUGCCAACAUAAAUCCACAGAGACCUCCAUCUCGUCCACAACGGGGAAGCCCCACGAGAUCAGAGUGUUCAUCUUUACCAGACUCACCCGAGAGCAGUAAAAUAACUCGAUUCUAGAUGGGAAGGAAUAAGUGAAAGGGAGAAAUUUUAUAUUACUUUAUUGUAUUUUAACGGUCCAUCAUCUUUGUAUCUAGUCAUUGUCUUUUGAAGACUGUCAUUUUUAUUACUCAUCAACUCGAGGCAUAUUAUAUACAAAUGCAUAUUUUACCAAGUCAGUAAUAAAUCCUUACAAGUUUAAGUAU